AACCAUCCGCUGAACUUUCUCCUUUAUUAUUAUUAUUUCCGGGAAGAGGAGACGGUGGAGUCUCUCUCUCUCUCUCUCUCUCUCUCUCUCUUCCCACUUCACGACCAGACGAGCUCGCUUGAGCGCACUUACCCUUCAAGGGCCAAUCAAUCAAUCCAUCCUCUACCUCUUCAGAAUUCCCGAUUGGAAUUGAGCUCAGCUCGAUUUCGCGCACGCAAAAGCAACGGAAGGAGACAAAACGAAACCCAGUUAGCUUAGCUGGGAUUGAAGGAGGCGAUUGUUGCCGGCGGACAUGGCGAUGAGGGAGCUGGUGUCGGGCGGAGCCGCCUGCGCGGUGCCCGGCUCGUCCUCUUCGUCCAAUCCCCUUGCCGCCCUCGCUAACGCCUUUACCGGCUCCUCUUCCAAGACCCAGGAAAGGCUCAAGGAGGUUCCGGUUGCGACGCCCACUGGCCCCGAGCAGUUCUUCCCUCAACCCGAUGAGCAUCUCAGAGCCCUCCCCGGAUCUGAACUGGAUGGGGCGUUUUUGCCACCCAAUGCUCAGGGGUCUGCAUUCAUGCGAACCUUCCGCUCUGCAUACCAGAAUGACUUUUCAGAUGCCUGGGAUGAGGUGCAGCCGGGUCCUCUUCCUCCUGUUGCUGCUGAUAUGAGAGUUGGGCCCGUUCCUCAGUCUCCACCGACUUUAGAAGGGCCACCACAAAGAAUGUUGUCUGGCCUUCUCCACUCAUUUGUGGGCAGUAGCCAUGGAGGCAUUCCUUUUCGUCCUGCUCAACUUCCAAUGUUAGGGCUGUCUGAGGGGGAUAAGCGAUGUAUACGUGAUCGCAGUACUAUAAUGGCUCGACACUUUUUCGCAGAUAAAAGCGAAGACUUCAUCAAUGCCCAGGUGAAUGCUCUGUUACACUCUCUGGACAUUGAUAGUGAUGUCCGUGGAAGAGGGCCUCUUCCUGGGAGAUUCCGGGAGAUGGAGGAUUACUGGAAUGAGUCGCAGGGUAUGAUGAGGCCUGGGCCUCAUGUUGCUGAUGGAUGGGCCAAUGAAUUUAACCAGUUAAGAGUCAAUCAUGGGAAUCCUGAGUCUUGGGCCCACUCGUUUGAGCAGCAGCAUGGUGCUAAUGGCUGGGCUUCCGAAUUUGAGCAGGAACAUUCUCAGUUGAUGUCCACAGACCGAAUGAGAGGCACAAAUGUUCCUAAUGUAGCUGCUAUGGAGCAGACACGAAUGCUUGCUCACACAUUAGCUCAAAACAAUGACCCAAAGUUCCAGAAUUCGAAAUUUCUGCAGUUUGUGUCCAAAAUGAGCCGUGGUGAGCUUAUCUUCGAUGAUAACCAAGUAAAGCCAGCAUCAGGGGACUGGGCCUCAGAAUUUCAGCAACAGUAUAAUGCUGGUCCUUCUUGGGCUGAUGAAUAUGUUCAGCAUGAUGGGCCUGAUCAGUGGGCUAGCGAGUUUGCCACUGAAAGAGAGCAGCACCGGUCUGUUGAUGAUCAGUGGGUCAAUGAAUUCUCCAAACUGAAUGUGAAUGACUGGGCGGAUGAAUUUGGACAGCAAGUUGCUGAAGGGGCUUUUGGAGAAAGCACUGGUGAUGAUUGGGCUAAUGCCUAUGAAGAGUAUUUCAAUGAGCAAGUGGCAAUGAAGCAACGGUCAGAUUCUUCAAGAGGAGUUUAUGUGUUCUCAGACAUGAACCCUUAUGUGGGCCACCCUAAUCCAUUAAAGGAGGGUCAGGAGCUCUUCCGCAAGGGGCUUCUUAGUGAGGCGAUUCUCGCUUUGGAGGCUGAAGUGCUGAAAAAUCCCAACAAUUCUGAAGGUUGGAGGUUGCUUGGAAUAGCACAUGCUGAAAAUGAUGAUGAUCAACAGGCAAUUGCAGCAAUGAUGAAAGCUGAGGAAGCUGAUCCCACUAAUCUUGAGGUGCUUCUUGCAUUGGGUGUGAGCCAUACAAAUGAAUUGGAGCAGGCUGCUGCUUUGAGAUACUUAUAUGGCUGGCUGCAUCAUCAUCCAAAAUACAAAGCAUUAACCUCUCUGGAGACGCCCGAGUCCUUCUAUCAUGCUGAUGUUGCGAGAUUAUAUAAUGAUGCUGCAGAAAUGUCUCCCGAGGAUGCCGACGUUCACAUAGUACUCGGUGUACUCUACAAUCUAUCGCGAGAGUAUGAUAGAGCAAUUGCUUCUUUCCAAACGGCACUUAAGCUCAAGCCCCAUGAUUACUCGCUGUGGAACAAGCUAGGCGCCACACAAGCUAACAGUGUUCAGAGUGCUGAUGCGAUAUUGGCUUAUCAACGGGCCCUUGAUUUGAAGCCCAAUUACGUCCGCGCAUGGGCAAAUAUGGGCAUCAGUUAUGCGAACCAGGGCAUGUAUGAAGAUUCUAUUCGAUAUUACGUCCGUGCGCUCGCUAUGAACCCAAAGGCAGACAACGCAUGGCAAUACUUGAGAAUUUCUCUAAGCUCUGCCUCGAGACAAGACAUGCUGGAAGCUUGCGAUUCUCGGAAUCUAGAUGUUCUCCAAAAGGAAUUCCCUCUAUAAUAGGCUCGGUCGGUUCCCGGAAGGGUUGCACUACCAGAGAUGUCUCGCGCACCGAAGAUUUUUGGGACCAAACAGUUGACAAAUUUACUUUCAGUCUUGUGGGCAAAUAAUUCAGAGAGUCGAGAGUUGGGUACAAGUCGGUGGGCGAUGCAAGGAGAGGUAAUGAAGAUCGGAUUUGUCGCGUUUCAUCUGUAGGAAGGUCACUGCUUGCCCUCGGGAAACACAUCGGACAGAGUGGGGGGCUUGUAGAUGAUUAUAUGUUAUACGAGUCAUGUUCAGGCAACUAGGUGAAUUGCUCCAUAAUUUGUUCAACUCCAUGGAAUAGUUUAUUUUCCUGGGUAAGAAAUAAGGUGCAAGUAAAUUACCAAUACUACUAUCUUCAACUUGUUCCCUUCC
Punica granatum (pomegranate) is the source of this 2899-nucleotide messenger RNA. NCBI's taxonomy places the organism in Eukaryota, Viridiplantae, Streptophyta, Magnoliopsida, Myrtales, Lythraceae. The record is from RefSeq and is a predicted model, not a curated record.